AUGGCAACUAACGAAGUUCCCGUCGACAUGGAAGCUUUAGCAUCUGCCGAUAUCGAACACAGCGAAAGGAUUGGGUCCGCAGAAGUACACGUAUCAAGCCUUGUUACUGAAUACAACAACCCCAAACUGAGUGAUGUAGUAUUAAAGAUAGCGCACAAGAGUUUCUAUGCACAUAAGUUAUUACUAGCCCACUUCAGCGAUGUAUUGUGCACCAUGCUGACCGAGUCAAGAUGGAAUGACUCCAAUUCAACGGAGAUUAUAUUGGAGGAAACGCCGGAGUGUGCUGCUGUAUUCCAUAGUUUCCUGGAGUUCAUGUACUGUGGUCAAAUUGACAUCUCGGUGUCAACUGCCCUCCCAUUGCUGGUUUUGGCAGACAAGUAUAACGUAGUUAAUUUGAAAGAACUCUGUGAAAACUUUAUGAUGAGCCAGGUAACGAGCAGAGGCAGCGUAAGGGGAGCUCUGCAGUGGUGGGGACAUGCUGACAGCUAUAACUUGAAUAAUCUUGGCCAAGCAUGUUUGGAGUUGAUACUAACUGACUUAGACGAGGCUUUGUUGACCGAAGAAUGGUUGGCAUUAUCCACUGAUCAAUUAUGCCACAUACUUGCGCAAUCAGAUGCAUGGGUUAUAAACGAAUUUACUCUGUGUAAAGGGGUAGAACAGUGGUUGAUCAUAUCUACUCACAGGAUAAAUGCGGCGGACACAAUUAACCGAGUUUUGUCACUUCUCCGUUUCUGUCAGAUGACACCGGCUCAAUUAUACACUAUAGAGCAGUCGGACUUUUGCAAGACAUCUCACGCUGCAUUUUCCAGUCACCUAUUUUAUGCAUAUUGGUAUUUGGCGAUGGGAGGGGAUGGGAACCCAGUUACCGAUUUCGAAAAAUCCGUGCCGCGGUAUUACGAAAUGCCAAAUGAAAAGUUACGUGUGAGCAUCAACUGGAAUAAAAUCGGCGCAACACAACAAGGCAUGCCUCAAUUCUCAGUCAACACGCGGGAAUAUAACGCCCGAACAGGCCAAACAUGGCAUCUUGGUAUUUCCAAACAAAAUAUUUCUAUCAAUAACGAUAAACGUCAUAACUUAUUUUUGAAAUUUUCUAAUUUGAAACAAUAUGUAGGUAUGUCAUAUUCUGCGGCAAUAAGUCUGCAUGACGUAUCAUCUGGUUACAUGUUGGCUAGAUUGAGUGGUAGGGGUAACAUUGGAGAUACGAGUCAGCACGUAUUUUAUAUCGGUGGGCGUGACCCUAACACCGAUGCGUUACUAGACAAAGAAUUCACAUCACUGAGGCAGGUCACAGACCCUCAACACCUGUUGAGGGACUGUAGGCAGGUAUAUAAUCAGAACAGAACACGUCUACCAGGUAUAUAA
Molecule: messenger RNA, 1362 nt
Organism: Saccoglossus kowalevskii
Lineage: Eukaryota; Metazoa; Hemichordata; Enteropneusta; Harrimaniidae
Product: BTB/POZ domain-containing protein 17-like
Molecular function (GO): protein binding
Source: RefSeq, a predicted model, not a curated record